Molecule: messenger RNA, 1002 nt
Organism: Colletotrichum spaethianum
Lineage: Eukaryota; Fungi; Ascomycota; Sordariomycetes; Glomerellales; Glomerellaceae
Product: mitochondrial basic amino acids transporter
Exons: 1
Coding region: 1-1002 (333 amino acids)
Biological process (GO): transport
Molecular function (GO): transmembrane transporter activity
Source: RefSeq, a predicted model, not a curated record
AUGUCCGCCGACUUCUGGGCCGGCUACAUCUCCGGCGCCGUGGGCAUCAUCAUCGGCAACCCCCUCGACCUCCUCAAAGUCCGCCUCCAAGCACGAACCGCCCCUGUCGUCGCCGCCGCCACGACUCCGACCUCCCCGCUGCCGACCCCCGCCGUCGCCGCGACUUCAUACCUCCGCCACUUCGAAUCCCCCGCCUCCCUCGUCACCGGCUCCGCCGCCCCGAUCCUCGGCUACGGCGCUCUCAAUGCCCUCCUUUUCGUCUCCUACAACCGCACCGAGGCCGCCCUCAACCGCGCCCUCGAUGUCCGCUCCAGCCUCUGGACCACCUGGCUCGCCGGUGCCGUUGGCGGCCUGGCCACCUGGGUCGUAAGCACCCCCACCGAGCUGAUCAAGUGCCGCGCCCAGCUAUCCUCACCGCCCGCCUCGAGUUGGACCAUCACCAAGGACGCCUGGCGCGCUGAGGGGGUGCGGGGGUUGUACUUUGGAGGCGCGGUGACUGCGCUGCGGGACAGCAUCGGGUACGGGUUCUAUUUCUGGUCCUACGAGCUCAGCACGCGGUGGAUGGGCGUCGGCGGCGAUGGCGUCAAGGAGACAGAUAUGCGCGAGGAGGCGGCCAAAGUGCUCCUCUGCGGUGGCCUGGCCGGCAUCGUGACGUGGGCGAGCAUCUUCCCGCUCGACGUCAUAAAGACCCGUGUACAGACGCAGGCGUUUGAGACUUGGACAUCAGCAGAGACGUCGCCCUUACUCGGGGCACAAGGCUCACAGCAGCAGCAGCAACAGCCGCCGCCGCCGCCCAAACGUGCGGGCGCAAUUCAGGUCGCCAGGGAAGCGUACCGCGAAGGGGGCAUGCGGGUCUUCUUUAGGGGCCUUACAAUCUGUAGCGUGCGGGCUUUCGUCGUCAACGCGGUCCAGUGGGCAGUGUAUGAAUGGGCCAUGUAUGAGAUGGGCGAGGGCCGGAGACGGCCUGCUGCUGCUGUUGAGCCUGCGGCACAAAUGCUUUGA